Messenger RNA from Striga asiatica, 843 nucleotides. The record is from the annotation of a GenBank genome assembly. Lineage: Eukaryota; Viridiplantae; Streptophyta; Magnoliopsida; Lamiales; Orobanchaceae.
AGAGGAUCGCCGGUUUUCGACGGGAUCAGGUUUUAUCCGUUGGGUUUCGACGCUCAGAGGUUUGGGCUUCACGAGCGAGUUCGAUUUUCUUCCAAUUGCGCUGCUUUCGUUCCUGGCUGUGGUGACUGCGCUCGGGCUCCAGUGAGGACUCGGCGCCGGCGAGUUGGAAUUGUAACUGAUUUGGUUUCGGCCGCCGCUCGACGGAGAGCAGUUGAUUCCCCUUCUCCGAGUCCUCACAAUGACAACUGGGGCCUCGUCGUAGAUGAAGUUCCGGUGCCUGACCUGAUUAUGCUCCGGCGUGUAUCUAAAUCCCACGACGGCUCAUCGAUUCCCCUGAAUCUCAAUCUGCUCUCGAUCUCGACGUACUCCGAGGCCGCUGCCGCCUAUUUCAGCUCCGGGAAGAAGUCUCUGGAAUCUGUUGAAGCACUUGUAAAUCAUGCCUCUGCACAAUUUUCUGAUUUUCCGUUGCCAAUUGCACAGCGUUUUCAGAAAUUCGGUUGGAGGGAGACUCGCGGAGGAGAGCUCGCUGCUGGGGUCGCCGGAGAAGAAGAGGCGUUAGGCGGUCGUCACCAGUUGUUCCUGGUCGCGUUUUGCAAGAGCAGGCUCGCCGGUGGUGGGCUCGCGACGGAAGAGCAGCGGACAGGGGUGCUCGUCGUCGAGGGCUUCGCCGGAGGUGGAGCAGCUGGUAGCGACGGAGGGCUCACAACGGCGGUGACGUGGUGCCGUCGGAGGUUGCUGCGCUGGAACAGGGAUCGCCGGAGGUUCACGGACAGAGGAGGGCUCGCGGAUUCUGCUGGCGGCGAUGAUGGUGGCGCGAGGAUGAUGAGGAGGGAAGGUGCGUGA